GGGGAACAGAGAUGAGCACUCUUUCUCACACUCAAGCCUGUGCAGCAGCAAAGCUGGUGAUACAAAUAUGAGAUGUGGGAGGGACUGGAGAGACACUGAGAGUCUGACAGAAGGGUGGUGAGCCUCUGGGGAGGGGAUUCGGGCUGAUAGUUGUAAGCUGCCUGCUGAGUCCCCAGGAGGACCUGAACACCUCUCCCUCCUUAUAAAACUAAGCCCAAACCGAGUCUUGGGAAAAAAAUUCAUUUUAAAGAGACCUGCCAGCUUCUGGAGAGACCUGGAAAAGGAGCAAGGUCCCCUCUCUUCCCGGCUGUCUCUGAUUGCCUCAAAUAUCAGGCAGUUUUGAGGACCCAGAAUUGGAGGGGGAACAAUUUCUUCCCUGUACCCAGACGUACUGAGAUAUCUUUGAUUCUGAAGAAUCUGUAGCCCUGGAUAUUCUAAUGAUUUGGGGGGUAGGGGGUGGGGGUGGAGUGAGGGUUGCAGGCAGGGUAGGGAUCAGGGGAACCUAGGCUGGGGGAUGUCCCUUCCUCUUCCUCUCCCUAUCCCACAAGUGAAGAGAAGGCUAUUCCCUUUCCCCAGUGCCCCUUCCCAUUCCAAGAGCAAGCAGCAGAUGCUGGAACCAGGCAGGACGUCUUGGGCAGCCGCUGUAGCCUUCCAAGAAGCUCCUAGCCUCGCUUAGCUUAACCUAGCCACAGAGCUGGAGGGAGAACCUUGGGCUCAGACCCUCCUUUUUCCCAGACUUCUGGGUCCUCUGGGCUCUGGCCUGCCCUUCAGACCAUAAGAAUUGUGAAGAAGCGAGAAUAAUAAACCCAGGCUUGGAGGAGACAGAGUAGACCUGAGAAGCAGGAAAAACAGUUUUCACCUGGGAAGGAGAGUGCUUCGUCUUCUUCGCCUCUCUUUCUGAAAGCGAUGCUAAACAGUGAACUCUUCUCCUUUUCUACCUACACAAGACCCUAGAAACAAACCUUUUCCUUUAGUUCUCUCCUCACCACGCGGAGAUUCAUUCGGGGGACAUUUACCCACCCUUCCCUUGAGGGAACGGGGCUCAAGCAACGCAGGGGUUAACUUUUCUGAAAACACAAUUAACUUUUUCCUAUCCUGCGUGGGGAGGGGAGGGAUAUAUUUAUUUAAUCACUGGGGGAUGGGGUGGUCUCAAUCCAAAUGCUCCCUCCUCCCUCCAAGGCACAGACGCCUCUUUCGCAGAUCCUACGUAGGUGGAACAGGACGCGUUGUGUUGUCGGGGAGAGAGAGAGAGAGAGAGAGAGAAAGAGAGAGAGAGAGAGAGAGAGAGAGAGAGAGAGGAGAAGGAGAAGAAGGAGGGAAAAAAAAAAAGGUUGAUAGGUUUGUGCGCGGGUCCCUCGCGCGGGCUGCGCUCCUCCUGGGUGCUAUUUGACAAUUCCUGCCUCUGCCAUUGGUCAGUGUUGGAUCAGAUGGUUGUAUUUCCUUCUGGCCCUCACUGGCACCUCGCCAUCCCCCCUCAGCUAAAACCCAAUCUCAGAUAUACUACUAAUAGGCGCGGCGCUCGGACUAUAAAACACAACAAAUCAUAAACCCGGCGGAGCAGCAGCGGCCGAGCGCGCCUCCCCUCCCAAUGAGUUCCUAUUUCGUGAACUCCACCUUCCCCGUCACUCUGGCCAGCGGGCAGGAGUCCUUCCUGGGCCAGCUACCGCUCUACUCGUCGGGCUAUGCGGACCCGCUGAGGCACUACCCCGCGCCCUACGGGCCCGGGCCCGGCCAGGACAAGGGCUUUGCCGCUUCCUCCUAUUACCCGCCCGCUGGCGGCGGCUACGGCCGAGCGGCGCCCUGCGACUACGGGCCGGCGCCGGCCUUCUACCGCGAGAAGGAGUCGGCCUGCGCGCUCUCGGGCGCCGAAGAGCCGCCCCGGUUCCACCCUGAGCCGCGGAAGUCAGACUGUGCGCAGGACAAGAGCGUGUUCGGCGAGGCGGAGGAGCAGAAGUGCUCCACCCCGGUCUACCCGUGGAUGCAGCGGAUGAAUUCGUGCAACAGUUCCUCCUUUGGGCCCAGCGGCCGACGCGGCCGCCAGACCUACACGCGCUACCAGACGCUGGAGCUGGAGAAAGAGUUUCACUACAAUCGCUACCUGACGCGGCGGCGGCGCAUCGAGAUCGCGCACGCCCUGUGCCUGACCGAGCGGCAGAUCAAGAUCUGGUUCCAGAACCGGCGCAUGAAGUGGAAAAAGGAGAGCAAACUGCUCAGCGCGUCUCAGCUCAGUGCCGAGGAGGAGGAAGAAAAACCAGCGGAGUGAAGGCGUUGGAAAGGGAGGGGGGACGCGAAGGGAGCGGCCUGUGGGGAGCCGAGGGCCUCGGAGAGCCCCGAGAAGGCUCUGCGGGCGGGGGACCCGGGGGACCUGCUCUCUAGCGCACGACACGUGCGGGGGGGCCCAGCGCUCUUUGGACGCCCCCGCCCGCAGAGCUCUCAUUGGGUGCUGGGAGGCCCUGCCGCCUGAGCCCACCCAGCACCCUGAGCGUCCCCUCCAUCCCUGCGGGACCCGCUUCAGCCCCAUCAGGCUCCCCUGUGAGAACUGAGGACCGGACUCACUUGAUGUUUCCUGGAAGCAGAGCAAAAUGCUCUUGUCCGUGUCGCGUCUCAUUUCGUCCAUGUCCCCGGUGCACGGUUCAAUGGUAGAUUCGCAGUCCCCUCAGCGGGGGCCUCGAAGACUCCCUGACCCCAGACCUCUCUCCCACCCCCUCCUUAAAGCCACUGGAAGGAGCACAUACUACCUAGAAGUAAGAAGAGGAGCCUCAGAAGAAAACAAAGUUCUAUUUUAUUAAUUUUCUAUGUGUUGUGUUUGUAGUCUUGUCUUAGCUCUGGACGUGAAAUACUUCGGUAAUAAUAUUAAUAUUAUUAAUAAUGAUGAUAAUAAUAAUAAAGACGUUAAAACUC
Neofelis nebulosa (Clouded leopard) is the source of this 2901-nucleotide messenger RNA. It is a transcript of the gene HOXB6, whose product is annotated as homeobox B6. Gene Ontology annotation, molecular function: DNA-binding transcription factor activity, RNA polymerase II-specific; RNA polymerase II cis-regulatory region sequence-specific DNA binding. The record is from RefSeq and is a predicted model, not a curated record. Bases 1589 to 2263 code for a protein of 224 amino acids. Gene Ontology annotation, cellular component: nucleus. Gene Ontology annotation, biological process: regulation of transcription by RNA polymerase II; anterior/posterior pattern specification. The transcript has 2 exons. NCBI's taxonomy places the organism in Eukaryota, Metazoa, Chordata, Mammalia, Carnivora, Felidae.